CAGCUUCCUUUGCUUUUCAAAGGGAAAUAUAAAAAGGAAGAAUAAAAACUGUUGCUAUUUUCUAGUGUGUGUUUGACAGUUUGAGCGACAAAAAUGCUGCGGAAGCUGCUUUUUCGACAAGCUCCCAGAGCUUACCGAUUCCUGUCUACUCAGUCAACGCUUCCUUUACUCAGCAAAUGCUCUGUUUUCUCUUAUUGUUCAUCAUCACGACCUGAAAUCCCUCCUAGUAAUUCCAUCGAACACCUUGAAGAUCAACCCACCAACACCAUUUCCAUUGAUCGUUCUGGACUAUGUAGUCCCCCUGAGCAUUCUCAUGAACCUUCCUCAGACUCUGAACUUGUUAAGCAUCUCAAAGGCAUUAUUAAGUUUCGUGGUGGGCCGAUAUCUGUGGCAGAAUAUAUGGAAGAAGUCUUAACAAAUCCCAAGGCUGGGUUCUAUAUUAACCGGGAUGUCUUUGGAGCUGAAGGUGAUUUCAUAACAUCUCCUGAAGUAAGCCAGAUGUUUGGAGAGAUGGUUGGUGUUUGGGCUAUGUGUUUAUGGGAACAAAUGGGACAACCGAAGAGGGUGAACUUGGUUGAGCUUGGCCCUGGCAGAGGAACUCUAAUGGCCGAUCUUCUUCGUGGUGCAUCAAAAUUUAAAAAUUUUACGGAGUCAUUGCAUAUACACAUGGUAGAAUGUAGCCCUGCAUUGCAAGAACUUCAGCACCAAAGCUUGAAAUGCAUGGAUGAAGAAAAUACUAGUGAAGGUGUUGAUAAAAGGUCUCUAAGCACAUUGGCUGGAACACCUGUAUCGUGGCAUGCAACACUGGAACAGGUUCCAUUUGGAUUGCCGACCAUAAUUAUUGCCCAUGAGUUCUAUGAUGCACUGCCAGUUCAUCAAUUUCAGAGGGGUUCUCGUGGCUGGUGUGAGAAAAUGAUAGAUGUCACAGAAGAUUCAUCGUUCCACUUUGUUCUAUCUCCACAGCCUACACCCGCAACUCUUUACCUAAUGAAGCGCUGCAAGUGGGCUGUGCCCAAAGAAGUUGAGAAACUUAAUCAAAUUGAGGUUUGCCCCAAAGCAAUGGAUUUAACUAGUACACUUGCGAAGAGAAUAGGUGUUGAUGGAGGUGGAGCACUUAUUAUCGAUUAUGGCCUGAACGGAGUAGUGUCAGAUAGUCUGCAGGCAAUUCGGAAGCACAAGUUUGUUAACAUACUUGACAACCCUGGGAGUGCUGAUCUUAGUGCAUAUGUCGAUUUUGCAUCAAUCAAGCACUCUGCCCAGGAAGCUUCAGAUGAUGUAUCUGUUCAUGGCCCUAUUACUCAGUCUCAGUUCCUUGGUUCACUUGGAAUAAACUUCCGAGUUGAAGCUCUGCUACAAAACUGCACUGAUGAGCAAGCUGAAGCUCUAAGGACCGGAUACUGGCGUUUAGUCGGUGACGGUGAAGCCCCCUUUUGGGAGGGACCAGAGGAACAAGUACCUAUCGGGAUGGGAACCCGUUACAUGGCAAUGGCCAUUGUUAACAAGAAGCAAGGCAUCCCAAUACCAUUUCAGUGAAGUUUUAAACAAUAUUGCUAAAUUAUCUUUUCCUGUUACAAUUGAAUAAAAGCAGGAUUUUGUUCUGUCUAAAUCUUCGUUCAAGUUCCAGCUAUGAUGAUAGAAUGCACUUAUAAAUUCUUUUUGUUCUUCAGUGUUCCAUAUACCCUUUUGCUUAGAUGAUGGUCAAAGAAUAGCCCAGAACUCAAAGUAUAAAAUUUUCACUUAUGGAUACCUCUAUUUUGAUCUUUGA
Gossypium raimondii (Peruvian cotton) is the source of this 1765-nucleotide messenger RNA. RefSeq lists its product as uncharacterized. Bases 94 to 1533 code for a protein of 479 amino acids. The transcript has 10 exons. Gene Ontology annotation, cellular component: mitochondrion. Gene Ontology annotation, biological process: mitochondrial respiratory chain complex I assembly. Lineage: Eukaryota; Viridiplantae; Streptophyta; Magnoliopsida; Malvales; Malvaceae. The record is from RefSeq and is a predicted model, not a curated record. Gene Ontology annotation, molecular function: protein-arginine omega-N symmetric methyltransferase activity.